Molecule: messenger RNA, 1470 nt
Organism: Struthio camelus australis
Lineage: Eukaryota; Metazoa; Chordata; Aves; Struthioniformes; Struthionidae
Source: RefSeq, a predicted model, not a curated record
AUGGCUUAUUUUCGAGGUUUGCAGAAAAGCGCUCUCACAGCUGAAUCCCAUUUCAUGAAAGAUCUGGGUUUGGACAGUUUGGACCAAGUGGAGAUCAUCAUGGCUAUGGAAGACGAAUUUGGAUUUGAAAUUCCUGAUGCAGAUGCAGAAAAGUUAAUGUGUCCACAGGAGAUUGUAGAUUACAUUGCAGAUAAGAAGGAUGUUUAUGAAUAAAAACAGUUCUUCAAAGCAAAGAGAUGUCUCUACCACUACGACUGGGCAGAUGUCAGCAGAUAUGAAUAUAAGCGCACAUGCUGUACUGUUGCUGCUUUCAUUAGAAAGUUGUACUGGAAAGUUGUAUUGGACAUUGUAUUUAAAGUUGUCUGAAUAUGUUGACCUUUAAAAACAGGGAGAAAAAAAGGAAUAAAUAUACAAGACCAGUGUUGCGUUGAUGGCCUUCUGUUUCGCAUCCGGUGCCAGUGGCCCACUGUGCUUAGCGUUCAGUGUAUGCAAGACCUCAGCAUUAGCUAUAGCGACUCCAUUCCAAAUGUCUCGCAGGCACUGAGGUGCUCUGCUCCCGUUACUGAGUCUUCGGCCUCUGAGUGCAGAACACUGGGAAAGGUCUCGGUCCAUAUCUUCACGCUCUGCAUCUGACCACUGACAACUCAGCCUGCUGUUCAGAUCAGGGCAACAGCGAGUCCCUGGCCAGUUUGAGUGUUACCUCUUGUUAGAAAGAUGCUUUACACUGGGAAUUUCCUAUUUGUGCUGCACACAGGAAAAGUUGAAACCAAGAACCCCACCAAGUACAAAAGGCUGUAUUGCACAGGUGCAGCUAGAGAAACCUAUGGCAGAGAAUAUAUGUUUUGAAGAAAUGUUAGUUGUAGCAAUUUCUUUAAAAGUACUGCUCUCUGCUGCCUUGAACCCUUGCUGCAGGACGAAUUAGUCUUCGUUUUGUCAAAGACUCGGGAGGUAAUGUAUUAAAUCAUCUGGCUUCUGUUCUAUCUGCCAUUCUUUAAACACGUGUCUGCUGGUUCAUCUUAACGCUUAGGCCUCCCAUCCUCAGACCAGUCCUGUGUAAUGUUAAAAUAACUGCUGAGCCCAAUGUAAGAUUUUGAAUUUAGUACUAAAAAAACACUUUCCUGACUCAAAUUCACAGAGCUGCUUCUAUGAGUAAUUGUCUUUACUAGAAAUGCCCCUCUUCUGUAACAGAGGCUUUUGCCAACUUCUUACCAUUUGCUCAGUGCAGGCCUGUUACCUUGUAGGAUAAAAGCAUCACGUAGCAACCAAGCAAACUGAAAGUUGGUUGGGGAUUGCUCGGCGCCGAGUGUUGCCGUUCGUCGUGGCUGUACCUGCGUGUAAGCGCUAGCACCACCUGUACAGCUCGUGCCACCGACCUCAAAGCUUUGCACCCUGUGCUGCUGGGGUGGUCAUGUUUUCCAUGAUCUCAUUGCUUGUAUUGUCUGCUCUUUCCAAUAAACCAACCUUUUUCUA